Molecule: messenger RNA, 1777 nt
Organism: Aspergillus fijiensis CBS 313.89
Lineage: Eukaryota; Fungi; Ascomycota; Eurotiomycetes; Eurotiales; Aspergillaceae
Exons: 1
Biological process (GO): positive regulation of transcription by RNA polymerase II
Cellular component (GO): nucleus
Molecular function (GO): transcription cis-regulatory region binding; DNA-binding transcription factor activity
Source: RefSeq, a predicted model, not a curated record
GGAUGGGGCUGUGGCUGUGACUAUGGCUAUGACUUUGCCUCUGGCUGAGGAUGAGGAUGACUUUGGGGACUCUGGUCCGGGGACGCAGGGCGAGAGACUUCCUUUGACUGGAGAGCUGGAGGGAGAAGAAGGGAUUGAUGCUCAGGCGAACCCCAUUGACUUGGAUAUCGGGCUUCUCACGGAGAUGGACGGAGGUAGUCUGGCUGACCUUCUACCGGCACCAACUCCUCAGGCGCUGCACAAUGCCCUCGCUCUACCAGGCCUGUCGUCUGCCCGCACCCCAAACCAGAUAGACAACCUGGAGAGUCUCCGGCGACGACUCACAGACACCUCCAUACCCUCAUUCCUGGUUCACCUCCCCGCCCUGCUGGUGGAAUACUACUUUGACUACGUCUGCGCCAUGUGGUCGUCGUUCGACUCGGACCUCAACCCCUUCCGCACCAACAUCGCCCGCCUCUGGAGCCAGAACGCCCCCAUCUACUACGCCAUCCAGAGCAUGGCCGCCGCCUCGCUGGCCGGCGACUUUCCCGGCAUGCGCGCCGUGGGCGCCCAGAUGCAGCGGCGGGCCAUCCACGCCCUGCAGGAGGCGAUGGCGGUGUCACCGACGCUGAACGACGAGAAUCUAUUCUACGGCCUGUUGAUGGUCGGGUCGACCACCGCGUGGCACAACGGGGGCGACCUGGGGUUGCCCUAUCUCCAGGCCGCGCGGCGGUUCCUCGUGCGACAGAGCCGGAGCCACGGACACAAAUCUCCCACAUCAUCCUCGAAUUCCGAGGUCCUCACUCAGCAGUAUCCAUUUUUCAAGCAGUGUCUAUUAUACUGGAAUAUGCUAGCCGCGUUCGUCGCGCAGGAUAUCUCGGAUGUCGGGGCUGCUGACGGCGACAGCGACGGCGACGGCGACGGCGACAGCGACCACCACCUACCGAUCUACGUGGUCAACGGCCAGACCCUUCUACACCCGUGGACGGGGCCUCUCCCCACUGCACUGGAGUAUUUCUAUCAGAUCGCACGCCUCAUUCGGUCUGCGCGCCACGCGCCACCUAUCAGCCCGACCACUUCCCCAGAAACCCAGCAAACAAACCCACUCCCCUACGACGACACCAUCCACUCCACUGCCCACGCGAAAGCCCAAGCCCUCGAAACCGAGCUCCUCACCUUCGACGUCGACGGCAUAGGCCACCACCUCCCGACAGGCGACACCAACACCCCGGCGAACCACUUCACCAUCCUCGCCGACGCCUACCGCUGCGUCGCCCUGCUGCAGAUCUACCACGCCUUCCCGGCCAUCCUCGUCUCGAGACUCCACUCCCAGCAAGACGUCCACAUACCCGAGCAUCCGGCUCUCCCUAUCCUCUCCUCGGGAAUGACCCCCCGCCAAUUCCGACGGCACCUCGCCCUCCACAUCAUCGCCUUACUAGAAACCCUCCCCGUCACCUCAGGGACGAGGGUAAUGCAGCCCGUCCUCCUGGCCGCGACAGCGGGGAGUCUGGUUUUCUCGAGAGGAACACCGCUAGGCGUGGCGGCGGACGCGUGGGCGCCGUUCGACGCCGUGGAUGUGGAGAUUGCGCAGGCGCGGCGGCGCGUGAGCGCGCGGCUGGCGGAUCUCACGCGGAUUCUGCCGCGGCCGCCGCUGGAGCGGGUAGGGGAUUUGGUGCGCGAGGUGUGGAGGCGGGCGGAUGAUGCGGGUGCUUGUGGGGGGGAGGAGGGGGGUGGAGGUCAGGAGGAUCCGGAGGAGGCGUUUUGGUUGGAUGUUAUGAUGGAGAGACGGUUGGAGACU